GUGCAUUAAAAUUUUUUUAUUUGAUUCAAGAUGUUUUAGACAACAUCAGUCACUAUAAUUUGAGAUAUAUUUAUAUACAGUUAAUACUGUUAAUUACUGAAGUAUAUAUAAAGCAGAAAUUCAUUUUGCUGCAUCAUGGAAAGAAGAAGAGUUAAUUUUACAGAAGAUGUGAAGCCUUUAAAAACUGAUUUACUUUGUUGCCAAGUUAAAAAUAAUCAUGGAGAAGUCAACUUAGGAAUUUUAUCCCUUAAUCACUCAUACAUGUCUGAUAUAGAUUUACAAUUUCAGUCAGAAGGCAGUAUUUCUGUGGUGUUGGCAAAUAAAAGUACUUUAAAAGUCGUAUCAUUUAACCCGAAAGUUGAAGAUAGUGGAUACCAUCUUAUAGUCCAGAUAGACUGUUUGGUUUUGGGAAAGCAAUGCGAAACUUUAACAUUUAACACGUCAAAAAAAAGUUCAACUCUUUCAAUCAAAUAUCAGGUGAUGAAAGCUGAUGAUGGAAAACCUUUGCUAAAGAAUGGUGUAAAAUUGUUAAAAAUAAUUAAAGAUGAUGAUGAUGAUGAAGAUAAAAUAGACUACGAAUGACUUUUAUUUUUACUUAUUUUAAACAUUGAAAAAUUCCAAUAAAGUAUAAUUGUUGUUUAAAAAUGUAAAACAACAUGUGUAUAUAAGCAAUUUUUUUGUGCAUGUAUAUGAUGGUUUUUUUGUUUUGUUCUUUUGAAAACAUGCUUUCAUAAAUAGUAUUGUUUUUUUAUGUUAUGUUGUCACAAUAUUUUGUCAAAAUGAAAUACAUUUAAUAUCCAUUAUAA
Messenger RNA from Hydra vulgaris (swiftwater hydra), 806 nucleotides. RefSeq names its product battenin. Lineage: Eukaryota; Metazoa; Cnidaria; Hydrozoa; Anthoathecata; Hydridae. The record is from RefSeq and is a predicted model, not a curated record. Gene Ontology annotation, cellular component: membrane; lysosome. Gene Ontology annotation, biological process: regulation of intracellular pH; lysosome organization.